AUGAAGCAGUACGCAAAGAUUUUGGAGCCGCUUGACCUCGGCUUUGCCAAGCUGCGCAAUCGCGUCGUGAUGGCCAGCAUGCACACGGGAUUGGAGUCACCGAUACACGCCACUCGCUCCGCCCCAGCCGCUGAGGGCAACCCGUACGCGCGUCUUGCACGCUUCUAUAGGGAGAGGGCGAAGGGCAAGGCCGGGCUCAUCGUCACAGGCGGCUUCUCGCCCAGCGCCGAGGGGGUUCUGCAUCCUGGUGAGAAUGUGCUAGGCCCGCAGGAUGCCGACCAACUGCGGUGCGUCACCGACGCGGUGCACGAAGAAGGCGGGCACAUUUUGCUGCAGAUGCUGCACUCUGGCCGCUACUCCCCCAGCGAUCAGUGCGUGGCGCCAUCGCCGAUUCCGAGCCAGAUCUCUCUCACGCAGAGGGUGCCGGUGGAGAUGAGUGUCCCACUCAUCCAACGGACGGUCGAGGACUUUGCCCGCCUUGCGAUCUGCGCGCAGAAGGCGGGCUUCGAUGGGGUGGAGAUUAUGGGCUCCGAAGGCUACCUGCUGAAUCAGUUUAUCGCCCGGCACACAAAUCACCGCACUGACGACUACGGCGGCGGCUUCGAGAACCGCAUCCGCUUUCCACUGCAGGUUCUUCGCGCAGUGCGGGAUGCCACGGGGCCGAACUUCAUCAUCGCGUUCCGCCUGUCACUUCUGGAUCUCGUACCCGACGGCUCGACACAGGCGGAGGUCUUUGAGCUGGCGGAGAAGGUAUCCAAGUCUGGGGCGAACAUCAUCGACAGCGGCAUUGGCUGGCACGAGUCCCGCGUGCCGACCAUCGCCACCUCCGUGCCGCGUGCGGGGUACACCUGGGCCACAGCGGCGGUCCGGGCGCAUCUUCGCCGUCAAGGCAUCGACAUCCCUCUUAUUGCGGUAAAUCGAAUGAACCACCCCGACGUUCUGGAGCAAGUGCUGGAGAAUGGCGAUGCGGACCUCGUCGCUAUGGCGCGUCCCUUCCUCAGUGAUCCAUACUUCGUGAAGAAGACAAUGUCAGGCGCGGCUGAUCGCAUCAACAUCUGCAUCGCCUGCAACCAAGCCUGCCUGGACAACAUCUUCACUGGAAGGACGGCCUGCUGCAUGCUCAACCCACUGGCCGCGCAUGAGGCGGAACGCGCAGCGCUACCCGCGCCCAUCGCUAAGAAGGUGGCCGUAAUCGGCGGCGGCCCGGCUGGCGCGUCCGCCGCGAUCACCCUAGCCGACCGCAGCCACCACGUGACGCUGUACGAGGCGAACUCCACGCUCGGCGGCCAGUUCAACCUGGCAAAGCGCAUCCCUGGAAAGGAGGAGUUCCAGAGCAGCAUCGACUACUGGACAAACACGCUGAAGAAGCACCCGAAUGUGACACUGAAGUUGAACAGCCGCGCUACUGUGGAGGAGGUUGCCGCCGGCGGCUACGAUGAGGUAGUGGUGGCAACCGGGUGUGAGCCGCACGCCAAAUCGGGUGCGCUCAUUGCUGGCAUGGAGAAGUACCCCAACGUCUUCUCGUACACGGAGGCACUCCUGCAUCCAGAGAAGGUGGGCCGUCGGGUGGCCGUCAUUGGUGCUGGCGGCAUUGGCUUCGACAUGGCCGAGUUCCUCACUUCCCCACACAGUAGCUCGGUGAAGACGGUCUCCGCGGCGCAGUACACCAAGUUUGAAAAGCAAGAUAACGCCGACUUCCGAAGGAAGUGGGGGAUCAAGUCUGCUGCCAUCGCGCAAGAAGAACAGAAGGCUGGCACAUCCACCGCCGCAAGCGGCAGCAACAGCUGCUCACCCCUUCCAGGCGGUCUCGUGAAGCCUGUGACUCCUCCUCCUUACCGCGAGGUGACCAUGUUCCAGCGCACCCGUGGGAAAAUCGGCGCACACCUUGGCGCGACGACCGGGUGGAUCCAUCGCCUUGAGAUUCGCAUGAACCGCAUCAAGACAGUUGAUGGGGUUACGUACAAGAACUUUGACGGCACAAACCUCGUUUACGUUGAUAAGGAGGGCAAGGAGCAGACGCUGGCAGUGGACUCCGUUGUGCUGUGCACUGGCCAAGUCUCAAACAAGGAGUUUGAGAAGGCCGCAACGCCGGUUCUGUCGAAGCUGCACACGAUAGGAGGAUGCAACUUCACCAAGAAGCUGGAUGCGAAAAUGGCCAUUCUGCAAGCUCAUAGCGUGGCGAUACGUCUGUGA
Molecule: messenger RNA, 2193 nt
Organism: Leishmania mexicana MHOM/GT/2001/U1103
Lineage: Eukaryota; Euglenozoa; Kinetoplastea; Trypanosomatida; Trypanosomatidae
Product: putative 2,4-dienoyl-coa reductase fadh1
Exons: 1
Coding region: 1-2193 (730 amino acids)
Molecular function (GO): oxidoreductase activity; FMN binding
Source: RefSeq, a predicted model, not a curated record